UCCUGGUAAGAUCACCGCCGCAGAAAGGUUCACUCACCCGGUCAAGAUGAAGCCAGUGUCACUUUUCCUGUUGGCCGUUUAUCUGCUGGUGGUUCAGGCCGAAGAUUCCGCUGGACGAACCUUUGGCUUCGGGCAGAGCCACCCAGCACUGCAGCACGCCCAUCAUGGCCACGGCAUGUCCCCCCAGACUCAAGGGCAUUUCAAUCACGUUCUGCCGCCACACCACGGUUCUGACGCCGGUCAUGCUCACGGGCAUUCGCAUCACGGUCAGGCCACCAGCGGUCACCAGCACCAAGUUGUCCAUGGGCAUCAGCACAACCACCAGCAGCCCGUGCAGCCCGGUGCCGCUACUGAGCCCGCUGCAUCAAACGUGCACACGGUCCCAGUCCUGAUGUGCCGCGUCGUCAAGGUUCCCGUGAACACCCCGGUACCCACUGUGCCGCCGAGGUCUGACUCCAGCUCAUCUGGGACCCAUGGUGUGGGCAGCCAUAUUGCCCACUCUAUAAGUCACGUCUUCGGUACCGUCGUCAACCCUGUGGUGGCCCUCUUGAGGAACGCUUCAGUUUGGCUGAACCGGACUACUCACGGAGACAACGGGGCCGCUGCUCACCACCACAACCACCACCAUCAGUCUGCUGUUCCCCAUUCACUGGUCCUCCAGAAGAAAGUGCAAGUCAUCGGACAACGUGAUAACAUACCUAAUGGGCCUGCCUCGAUUUCCACUCGUCCGGCUUCAGUCACUUCUGCACCCACAACGCCCAGUCCUGCACCUGCAGUCGCAAGCACAGUCUCCUCGGCCACCACUCUUUCCCGCCUGACAACGGUACCGCCGUUCGCUCCGACAGCCCUUCCUACCGUCGGUGCCGCGGCACCUUCUCUGCGAGGCCCGGUUCCCCGCGAUGGCACCUUCCUCGUCACAACUACCACUGUUCCUUCUACUGAUGUUCCUUCUUCUGCUCCAGCAAACGUCUCCUCCGCACCCCCUGUGCUGUUCCCGGUGACCGACUCUUCCACGUCCACUUUGUCGACCGUCGUGUCAUCUACUCUUCCCGCCGCGCAUAUUACAACCCUUGCUGCUUCUACCACUGCCCCGGAUUCGCUCAACUUCCGUGCCAUCCCAUUCACGCCUACCACAGCCUCGUCUGAACUACCUGCUACAACUCCCGCAGAUGCCACGUCAACUGCGGCAAUCUCGGUCGAAACAACUGCGGCAUUUCUUGACCCCACGGUUGUAACUACUCAACAUCCUCAGCCUGCUGAAGUGACCACUACACACUUGCCAAGCACUGCUUCCAUUGAGACCCCACGUCGCGGUGUUACCCUGGAUCCACGUGCUGGUCCUUUCACUCUCCUAGUUACUUCAUCUAAAGUGCCUGCCACUGGCCUUGCGCUGCAGGAGCAGUCAAACGCCGCCACCAGUCCCCCUUCAACACUUCCAGUUGAGCCUCGUGCCUUGACUACGUCUCCACCCGAAGCCACUACUUCGCUUCCGGUGGCUACGGAUGCCCCUUCGUUGCCGUUACCCGGGACCACCCUGCCUCCAACUGCGGGAACCACUUUUGCCCGGAUGUCUACUGUGGUUCCCAUUGAUCCUGUAACGAACAGGGUCCCACCAGUGACGACUACGGCAGCAGGUACCCUUGCCCCAGUACCACUCUCCACAACCAAGCUUCCAGUCCGGUUGCUUUCCACAACCCUGGGCUCUACUACCUCACCGCUGGCGAAGUUCACGUUCUUCGGUGUUCGUUCUGUCCGCCCCGAAACUCGCUGA
Rhipicephalus microplus (southern cattle tick) is the source of this 1771-nucleotide messenger RNA. RefSeq lists its product as uncharacterized. Lineage: Eukaryota; Metazoa; Arthropoda; Arachnida; Ixodida; Ixodidae. The record is from RefSeq and is a predicted model, not a curated record.